AUGAUUAAGAGCGAUAAGUGCUCAAAUCUAGCUCGUUCCCAGAUCUCGACGUUGAAGGUGGAAGGUGAUGCGCUACGAGAGUGGCUGACACGAGUCGAGGAGGAGGGUGAGGCUGCUGCAGGGAAAGUGUAUGAGAUCUCUUCUUUGCAGGAAGCGAUUAUGGCCGCUAAAGAGGCAGCGAAAAGAAAGUUGGCUGAGAUCUGGGACUAUGUAGUCUAA
Sphenostylis stenocarpa is the source of this 219-nucleotide messenger RNA. The record is from the annotation of a GenBank genome assembly. Lineage: Eukaryota; Viridiplantae; Streptophyta; Magnoliopsida; Fabales; Fabaceae.